CAGAUCGCAAAGAACUCGCAAUUCCAGUCUGCGGAGCAAUUUGCCACUUGUAUCGUUUUGACGCCGCGUGCCUAUAAAUUCUCAAGCUAAACUCUCUGUGCCGGGGUAAGACUUCAAAUCGUCCGUUUUUCCUCAAAAACGCGAAAGGCCUCUCGCGAUGCCCGUCUCCGCCCAAAACCGAUUUGAUGUUUGGGCUCUUGACAAAGUUGACUUGUCAACUUGGGAGCCCGUUCCGCCGUCUGUGCCCUGGCUUCUUAUUCAAUGGACGGUGAUGCAACACAUGGGCCUGACAACGGAAACGGUGAACUGUGACUUGAAUCAAAUACCAAAGAAAGAGCGCGCCCUGGUUGGCAUGAAGCGGACCAUUCUCAAGCUCUUCAAGUUCUCGCACACUGUACCCCAACGUACCCGAACUAUAUUCGAAAUCAUGCAGCUCGAGCUCUUAUUGGCUGUCGGAAAAUUGUAUACCCAUCCGGGAACGGGUUUGCUCUGCCUCGAUGCCUAUGUUCUGCCAUUCAUGUGGCACAAGGAGCGCCAUCUCGUCGGCCACGAGCCUGUCGGCUGGCUUCCUACGAUCAUGUACGAUCAUGAAAUUAGUGAAGCUGAGGCUGCACUGUGGCGGCGUGCCAUGCCAGCCUUCGCGGAACGCACUCGCUUCAAUUGGGACCACAAGCCUGACUGCGACUACGGGCACAACGGCACAUUCAUGUGUCCAGUCGAUGGCGAGCAUCAAGAUUCAUGCCUUUGUGAGUGUGGCGGGGGUGUCGACAUCGAGCAGCUCUCUCAAGUUGGCGGGCAUUGCUUUGCCAGUAUAAUCGAGUAGCCCACCGAUGAGCUAGGGCAUGUUCAAGUACAUUACUUCAGCAGCACUCAAACUUUUGGCUGCUGAGGGUCGCCAGUUUCUAGACCGUCGCGGGAACCCGUUGACGAAUCCGAGAGAGGCAAUUCCUCCAGAAAAAUAUCAUGUUCA
Dissoconium aciculare CBS 342.82 is the source of this 970-nucleotide messenger RNA. RefSeq lists its product as uncharacterized. The coding region runs from base 158 to 823 and encodes 221 amino acids. The transcript has a single exon. Lineage: Eukaryota; Fungi; Ascomycota; Dothideomycetes; Mycosphaerellales; Dissoconiaceae. The record is from RefSeq and is a predicted model, not a curated record.